Molecule: messenger RNA, 1567 nt
Organism: Clunio marinus
Lineage: Eukaryota; Metazoa; Arthropoda; Insecta; Diptera; Chironomidae
Source: the annotation of a GenBank genome assembly
UGUGAGAAAUCAUUAAUUAAAUGUUUAUAAUUAAAUGAUUAAAUGAAUGAAAUUAAUUGGAUUGCGCAGGAGAGAAAGAGAAACAAGUAAAAAAAGAAGAAGAAACAUAAAAUAGGAAAAGUGAGUUUAUAAUUAAGUCUUGUAAGCAUUUGGCUGGUUAAUUAAAUUGUUCUGUGGAUAAUUCAUACCUUCAGAUCCGGUGGAAGUUUCUCAAAUGAUCGCAAUGGACACAAAAACCGAAAUUCAAAAUCACCAUUCUACACCAACAUCCGGCAAUAAUGGCAAUCAACAAUCGUCGUCACAUCAGCAAACAAAUUCUAGUCAAUUAUGCGCUGGAUGUGGCAAGCAUAUUCAGGAUCGAUUUCUCCUACGUGCACUCGAUUUGCUUUGGCAUGAGGAUUGUUUAAAAUGCGGCUGCUGUGAUUGUCGUUUGGGUGAAGUUGGCUCAACUCUCUACACGAAAGGGAAUUUAAUGCUGUGCAAGCGAGACUACUUGAGGCUGUUUGGUAACACUGGAUUUUGUGCUGCAUGCAACAAAGUCAUUCCAGCAUUUGAAAUGGUGAUGCGAGCACGAAGUAACGUUUAUCAUCUCGAAUGCUUCGCUUGUCAGCAGUGUAAUCACAGAUUCUGUGUUGGCGACAAAUUCUAUUUGUGUGAUAAUAAAAUUCUAUGCGAAUAUGACUAUGAAGAACGUUUGGUGUUUGCUUCAAUGGCUAAUCAUCCCAUAUUGAAACGUCAUGCUAGUGGAAGUUUACCUGGAACGCCACCAAACAGCAUUCCUACAUCAGUAUCGUCACCAAUCUCCCAGAAUGGACAUCAUCAUGGAAUGAUGCAAACCAUUUCAUCGCCACGAUCUCAAAACAAUGACAUGAACAACAAUCAGAAUGGAUUAAACGGAGUUUCGUCACCAUUCGGAACUCCCACACAUAUGAAGCAAGUCAUCACAACCAACUGAAAUCAACAACCACGCUGGCCUAAAUGGAAUGGCUAAAAGCGUCUUUGACUGUUCCGUUAAUUCUCAUCCCCUGAUUAGUUAUUAGAUUAAUGUUUGUUAUCUUUUUAUAAAAAAUACUUUUCUUUCAGCUUAAAUGGUAAUAUUACUUCUCAUAGUACAAUUUAUGUUUUGGACAUUAGAAAUCAUUUCGUUAACUGUGCCAAAUGGAAGAAAUACUCAAAGAAGCACCUGAAAAUUUUUCAUAAGUUUAAUCCCGCCAAAAAGAAGAAUAGAAGAAAACUAUUCAAAAUCAUUUUAAAAACAUGAACCAUCACGAAUAGUUUAAUAGUUUGAUGUGGAUUUGAUCACAUAUUAAGUCAUAUCAAAUGUGUCGAACACACAAUUGAAAGACGCUUGACCAACAGUAUGAACAAAUCCCUAAAAUUUAUGAAGAAAAAUGUAAGAAAAUGAAUUAAACAUUUACAAGAGGUAUUAUAAGUGUAAAUGAACUUCUUACAAAAUCAUCAAAUACAAUUGUUAUAUUAAUGUAAUAAUCAACAUAAAAUCGUAAGGCGUAAGCUACCAAAGAGAUUGAGGUAAAAUUAAAUAAACAAGAAUUUAGAAAUUCUCAAC